AUGAAGCUCAAGAUAAUAGAAACUUUCCUCCGCGUGUGGCCGCAGUGGGCCACCUGUCUGACAGUGUCCCUGAUGUCUGUCAGUAUGGGACUGAUGAUCGGUUGGACGUCGCCUUACGUCGCUCAGCUGACCCAAGAAGACUCGCUCUUGUACAUAUCGGACGAAGAGGCGUCAUGGGUGGUCUCCCUGCUACCCCUUGGCCGCAUAUUCGGUGCCACCGCUGGUUCCCUCGCCAUGGAAUAUUACGGUAGCAAAAGAUCUCUGUUAACAUCGGGAAUUCCCAUGAUGCUCAGCUGGAUCUGCAUGAUCUUCGCCGAUACGGCUUUCUGGCUUUACGUGUCUAGAAUCAGUGCGGGUUUCUCCUUUGGCAUGUUCUACAGCUGCUUCGCCCUUUACAUGGGCGAAAUAGCAGCGGCAAACAUUCGUGGCGCGCUGGUCAGUACCAUAGUAAACGGGAUGCCGCUUGGAACCUUGAUCGGCAACAUAAUGGGCAGCCAUGUGUCGAUGAUGUGCUUCGGACUCGUGAGUCUAGCUCUGACUAUUUCCUUCAUGACGAUCUUCCCGUUGCUACCUCAGUCGCCGCAUUAUUACGUGCGGCACAACCACGCGAUGGAGGCGAAGAAAACGAUUCAGUGGUAUCAUCGGAAGUCGAACGUGAACGUGGAAUUGGAAGUGAUCGAGGAUUUCGUCCGAUGCUCCGCGUCCACCAGCAUCCGUGACAAACUUUGCCAGAUCACGGAGAAGAAGAACCGACGCGGCUUCUCCAUAAUCAUUUUGCUGUUCAUUUUCAUGCAACUCAGCGGGCUAAACACUGUCAUGUUCUACAUGGAAAUUAUCGUCAGAAACGCGAAAGUAACGUCGUUGGAACCGGCCACCGUUGUGAUCCUUUCCAGUGGAAUCGGUAUAAUGGUCGGCUGGAUCAGCGUGUACCUGAUCGAUCGGUGCGGCAGAAGGGUUCUCAUGGCGGUGUCAUGCGGCUGCGUAAUCAUGGGAAUGGUACUUCUGGGAUUACACUUUAUGCUAUUGGACCAAAAUUUCGAUCCAAAGUGUCUGGAAUGGCUGCCGAUUGUGGCGAUGAUACUUUUCAUGAUGAUGUCGAUAGGUCUGGUGCCGGUGCCUAGUACCAUACUCAGCGAACUUUUCCCAGACGAUUUAAAGAGCAUCGCCGGAUUCACCGCCAGUAUCACGUCCGCGUUAUUCGCGUUCAUUUGCAGCAGAACCUACCAGCCACUCGUCGAUCUCAUGUCGGAAAAAUACGUUUUCUGGAUGUACGCGAUGGUCAUGACUAUAUGCCUGGUGUACACGAUCGCGGAGAUACCGGAGACCAAAGGGAAGACCCUGCAGGAAAUACAAGAGAUGCUGGCCAGGGAGUGUGAAAAAGGAGAAAGAAGUUCGGAGAUAACAAGGACGAUACGAUAGCGGAUUGUAUCGGAAUAAAGCACGAUGUAAAGAGUCGACGAUCACAACCGUGAAAAAUAA
This is a messenger RNA of Eufriesea mexicana, 1479 nucleotides long. Its product is annotated as facilitated trehalose transporter Tret1-like. Bases 1 to 1419 code for a protein of 472 amino acids. Gene Ontology annotation, cellular component: membrane. Gene Ontology annotation, molecular function: transmembrane transporter activity. Gene Ontology annotation, biological process: transmembrane transport. The transcript is spliced from 5 exons. NCBI's taxonomy places the organism in Eukaryota, Metazoa, Arthropoda, Insecta, Hymenoptera, Apidae. The record is from RefSeq and is a predicted model, not a curated record.